CACGAUAAACCGAGACUCAGAAGAUCACAUCUCCCCUCUCGGCUCUCGCUUUCUUCCCAUUACACAAGAGCCCAUAUAUAAAAUACACACACAGUUGCAUAAAAUCACACACACAUACAGAUCUAUAAGAUCUAAUUCAUUCACAUUCUAACGAACCUAUACACACAGAUCUCGCUGUAUCUAUAUCCAUGGCUCAGUUCGUGAAGAAAGACGAUGAUCUCGACGGCGAAGCAGAGUAUUCCCCAUUUCUUGGAAUCGAGAAGGGAGCAGUUCUUCAAGAAGCCAGAGUUUUUAACGACCCUCAGCUGGAUCCCAGAAGAUGUUCACAGGUCAUCACGAAGCUGCUGUAUCUUCUGAAUCAGGGGGAGUCAUUUACGAAGUUUGAAGCAACAGACGUAUUCUUCGCUGUCACAAAACUUUUUCAGUCAAGAGAUCUUGGUCUGAGGAGGAUGGUUUAUCUGAUAAUUAAAGAGCUCUCUCCAUCUUCUGAUGAGGUUAUCAUUGUCACAAGCUCCCUAAUGAAGGACAUGAAUAGCAAGACUGAUAUGUACCGGGCAAAUGCUAUCCGUGUUCUUUGCCGUAUAGUAGAUGGCACACUUCUGACACAAAUUGAGAGAUACUUGAAGCAAGCUAUCGUUGACAAAAACCCUGUAGUUGCAAGUGCAGCCCUUGUUAGUGGAAUUCAUUUGUUGCAGACAAACCCAGAAAUUGUGAAGAGGUGGAGUAACGAAGUACAGGAAGCUGUUCAAUCAAGGGCAGCACUUGUACAGUUUCACGCGCUUGCUCUGCUUCAUCAGGUUCGACAAAAUGACCGGCUGGCUGUUAGUAAGCUAGUAACAAGCUUGACCAAGGGAACUGUUCGCUCCCCCUUAGCACAAUGUUUACUGAUUCGCUAUACUAGUCAGGUUAUCAGAGAGUCGGGUAUGAACCAAGCUGGAGACAGGCCUUUUUAUGACUACCUUGAAAGCUGUCUCCGUCACAAAGCAGAAAUGGUUAUCUUUGAAGCAGCUAGGGCGAUUACUGAGUUGAGUGGUGUGACUAGUCGCGAACUGACUCCUGCAAUUACUGUUCUGCAACUCUUCCUAACUUCUUCUAAGCCAGUACUUAGAUUUGCUGCUGUUCGUACUUUAAAUAAGGUGGCUAUGACCCAUCCAUUGGCUGUAACCAAUUGCAAUAUAGAUAUGGAAAGCUUAAUUUCAGACCAGAAUAGAAGCAUAGCCACCCUUGCCAUAACCACACUACUGAAAACAGGCAAUGAAUCAAGCGUUGAUCGUUUGAUGAAACAAAUAACCAAUUUCAUGUCCGACAUUGCUGAUGAGUUCAAAAUCGUAGUGGUGGAAGCCAUCAGAUCAUUGUGUUUAAAGUUCCCCCUUAAGUACAAAUCUCUGAUGAAUUUCUUAAGCAAUAUACUAAGGGAGGAAGGUGGUUUUGAGUACAAAAAGGCAAUCGUUGAUUCAAUUGUGAUCUUCAUAAGAGAGAUCCCAGAUGCAAAAGAGAGUGGGUUGCUUCAUCUAUGUGAAUUUAUCGAGGAUUGUGAAUUCACUUAUCUUUCUACCCAGAUACUACAUUUUCUUGGUAUUGAAGGACCAAAAACUUCUGACCCUAGCAAAUACAUAAGGUAUAUCUAUAAUAGAGUUAUACUUGAGAAUGCAACUGUCCGCGCCAGUGCUGUGAGCACAUUAGCAAAGUUUGGUGCUAUGGUUGAUCCAUUGAAGCCCCGCAUAUUUAUUCUGCUAAGACGUUGUCUCUUUGACAGCGAUGAUGAGGUUCGUGACAGGGCUACACUAUAUUUAAAUACACUUGGUGGUGAUGGUUCAGUUGUUGAAACUGAUAAAGAUGUGAAGGAAUUUCUCUUUGGGUCACUUGAUGUCCCACUGGUUAACCUGGAGACAAGUUUAAAGAACUAUGAGCCCUCUGAGGAACCUUUUGAUAUUUAUUCUGUGCCCAAGGAAGUCAAAUCUCAGCAACAUGUAGAGAAGAAAUCACAGACUAAAAAGCCUUCAGGUUUAGGUGCUCCGCUACCUGCUCCUACAUCUACCACGGACGCCUAUGAAAAACUCUUAUCAUCUAUCCCAGAAUUUUCCAAUUUUGGGAAGCUUUUCAAGUCCUCGACGCCAGUGGAGCUCACAGAGGCUGAAACAGAGUAUGCAGUCAAUGCCGUCAAACACAUUUUUGAUGGGCAUGUGGUGUUUCAAUAUAACUGCACCAAUACAAUUCCUGAACAACUGUUAGAAAACGUUUCUGUUAUUGUGGAUGCUUCUGAAGCUGAGGAAUUUUCAGAAGUAGCAAUCAAGCCUAUACGUUCUCUUCCAUAUGAUUCACCUGGACAGACAUUUGUGGCUUUUGAGAAGCCAGUAGGCGUCACUUCAUUUGGAAGAUUCUCAAAUACUCUGAAAUUUAUUGUUAAAGAGGUUGAUACUUCUUCUGGCGAGGCUGAGGAUGAUGGGGUGGAAGACGAAUACCAGUUGGAGGAUCUUGAGGUAGUUGCAGCUGAUUACAUUUUGAAGGUGGGGGUCUCCAAUUUUAAGAAUGCCUGGGAAAGUUUGGACCCAGAUUGUGAGCGUGUAGAUGAGUAUGGGCUUGGACCAAGGGAAACCUUGGCGGAAGCCAUCACUGUUGUGACCAACCUUCUUGGCAUGCAGCCUUGCGAGGGAACAGAGGUUGUCCCCAAAAAUGCUAGAUCACACACAUGUUUGUUGUCUGGUAUAUACAUUGGCAACUUCAAGGUGCUUGUCAGGGUAUCAUUUGGUUUCGAUGGACCAAAGGAGGUGGCAAUGAAGCUUGCCGUCAGAUCUGAUGAUAUAUCUGUCAGUGAAGCUAUUCAUGAAAUUGUGGCAAGUGGCUAGCUGGUUUAUGGUUGAUUUUUUUUUUCUUAAGUAAAUGAGAUCUAAAAUUUAAGGCUCUCGAACAUACCUUUAUUAUGUGCGAUAGCAGUCAAUUUUUUGAUUGAAGAUUGUACUUGCCAAAAUGUCAUAGGUUUUGUUUUUGUAUGUAGAUUAUAAAGAAAGAAUUAGCUUUUUAUAUGUCAAGUUCUGUGAAUUACUUUCAACAAGUUUUGUGAAUUGAUUUCAAAAUUUUGAUCAUGUAAGUUGAAUUUGUAUUCGUAUUCGGUAUAGCUUUUCCCGUGAA
Molecule: messenger RNA, 3129 nt
Organism: Daucus carota subsp. sativus
Lineage: Eukaryota; Viridiplantae; Streptophyta; Magnoliopsida; Apiales; Apiaceae
Product: coatomer subunit gamma-2
Exons: 18
Coding region: 189-2846 (885 amino acids)
Biological process (GO): intracellular protein transport; protein secretion; intra-Golgi vesicle-mediated transport
Cellular component (GO): COPI vesicle coat; endoplasmic reticulum; Golgi membrane
Molecular function (GO): structural molecule activity
Source: RefSeq, a predicted model, not a curated record